Balaenoptera musculus (blue whale) is the source of this 674-nucleotide messenger RNA. Its product is annotated as vesicle transport protein GOT1B-like. NCBI's taxonomy places the organism in Eukaryota, Metazoa, Chordata, Mammalia, Artiodactyla, Balaenopteridae. The coding region runs from base 1 to 417 and encodes 138 amino acids. The transcript has a single exon. The record is from RefSeq and is a predicted model, not a curated record. Gene Ontology annotation, cellular component: endoplasmic reticulum; membrane. Gene Ontology annotation, biological process: retrograde transport, endosome to Golgi; endoplasmic reticulum to Golgi vesicle-mediated transport.
AUGAUCUCCUUAACAGACACCCAGAAAAUUGGAAUGGGAUCAACAGGAUUUGGAGUGUUUUUCCUGUUCUUUGGAAUGAUUCUCUUUUUUGACAAAGCACUACUGGCUAUUGGAAAUGUUUCAUUUGUGGCUGGCUUGGCUUUUGUAAUUGGUUUAGAAAGAACAUUCAGAUUCUUCUUCCAAAAACAUAAAAUGAAAGCUACAGGAUUUUUCCUGGGUGGUGUAUUUGUAGUCCUGAUUGGUUGGCCUUUGAUAGGCGUGAUCUUUGAAAUUUAUGGAUUCUUUCUCUUGUUCAGGGGCUUCUUUCCUGUGGUUGUUGGAUUUAUUAGAAGAGUGCCAGUCCUUGGAUCACUCUUGAAUUUACCUGGAAUUAGAUCAUUUGUAGAUAAAGUCGGAGAAAGCAACAAUAUGGUAUAGCAACAAGUGAAUUGAAGACUCAUUUAAAAUAUUGCAUUAUUUAUAAAAUCCUUUGAAGAAUAUUCAGCACAAAAUUAAAUUACAUGAAAUAGCUUGUAAUGUUCCUUACAGAAGUUUAAAACAUAUAGCCUACAGAGUAGCAACAGCAGUUAACAAAGAAGCAGUGAAAACAGACUUCUAACCAAGUCAUCUAAGAAGUCAGCAAGCAAACCGAAGGAGAUGAAAUCUAUGUUACAAUGCAUAUUGAAACUCUUGAA